AAAGGUGCUGGUGCAGAAUUUACAGACCAGCCGCACAAAUUCGAUCAUCGCCGGAGAUCCAGCCGUUGGAUUGAGCUGAAAUUUUCAGAGGUUGUUCCCAACACUUAGGGCUUCAAUCUGUUCAAUUUUCACAUCAAUCGGAGCUACGGAUCUUCUGUAAUCGCAGCUGGUGCGACGCUGCAUUUUUGGGUGAUAAUCCUGAUUUUCUUUCUCUAUUGUUGAUGCCUCUUAUGUAUGUUGUUGUUGGUGGGCUGUGACAUCCUUGUAGACUGAGUUUGAGUGUUUUUACCCUCAAUUUGCAUAAUAAGAGAAGAAGAGGGCGGACUCCCUAUAAGUCCCGUGGUUUUUAUCCUUCACAUCGAAGGGGUUUUCCACGUAUAAAAAUCGUGUGUCGUUUGCAUCUUUGUUCUUCAUAUUUGGUUGUGGUUUAUUUGAUGUGUUGCUGAUUUUAUGUGCUUGGUUAAUCAAUAGUGGUGAAUUGGGUUAAGUGUUUGGUUGAUUGUCUUGAAGUUGAUCCUUAAGGGCUUUCUUUAGAUUCUCCCCAAUCACUUCCCGUCUUCCCUUAUCUUCUUCUUCUCCUCUAUUAAUACCUUUCAAAUACUCCCAAAAUUUCUCUAUCCCACAACAUCCUAAAGAAACCGCCGGCCUCCUCCUUCUUCCUCAAAAAACCCGCCUGCACCCUCGUCGCCGUUUCCCUCGGGUCUCCAUCCUGUCCGCCGCCCCAUGGCGGUCACUCCCACCGCACAAUCCGCCGCCGCCUCCUUCGAUCUCCUCGAGCGCCACUUGUCCGCGCAGAACUUACGGCAGGCCGACGCGGAGGCGCGCCGCCUGCUCAUCGCGCUCGCCAGAGACGACGCCGCGCAGGAGCGCGGGUACGUUCGGAAGUCCAGUUCAUCCCCGCGCCAGAUCUGCGCUGGAUCGACUCCUGUGGAGCAAUUACAGUUACGUCCUUCCGUUCUCAGGUCUGCUGCUGAUGGUGAAUUGCGCAUUUAGAAAACAGUGAAGCUUCCACAAAUUUCAUCUGCCUGAUUUAAUUGAUGAAGGAGAUGAUGAUAUUUUCUUCAAAAUCAACCUCUCCAUGCAUCACCGCGCACAAGGGUGCGGGUGGGACAGAGGAUGCAACUCCCUGCCCGCCGGCCUAUUCUAGAAACGCAACCGUCCGGCAUAUGGGACACGAAGUAUUCUAGGCCAGCCACUAGGAAAGAUAUUGCCCAUGGAAUGAGUGGGAGCAUGGUGGGAACAUCGAUAGCUCCUCACCCGGCU
Molecule: messenger RNA, 1263 nt
Organism: Cuscuta campestris
Lineage: Eukaryota; Viridiplantae; Streptophyta; Magnoliopsida; Solanales; Convolvulaceae
Source: the annotation of a GenBank genome assembly